AUGGCGGGGAACCUCCUGCCUGUGGCCUUUGUCCUGUGCUGGAUCUGCAACACUGAGCAUCUGCUGGAGGAGGAUAAUUUCCAAAAAAUAGCCCAGUCCCUGGUGAAGUCUCCUAGUGGAUCCCGACGGGAAGAUCCCAGCUCGUGGGGAGCCCCCCCCCGGUCAGCCCCUCUGAUCCUGCCGCUCUCUGUCCUGCAGAUCACCGGCGGCUCCGCUGGCAAGGAGAUGCUCACCAGCAUAUUUAGUGCCACUGCGGAAACCCUCUCCACUUCCACCACUACCCACGUUACCAAGACUGUGAAAGGAGGGUUUUCCGAGACCCGAAUAGAGAAGCGCAUCAUUAUUACAGGAGACGAGGAUGUGGACCAGGACCAGGCACUGGCUUUAGCAAUCAAAGAGGCAAAACUACAGCAUCCCGACAUGCUGGUAACCAAAGCUGUGGUGUACAGAGAAACAGAACCUUCUCCAGAGGAAAGGGACAAGAAACCUCAGGAAUCUUGACCAACAUGUUCAUGGAAGUCGGCAUCUGUAUUCAAACCUGGAGAACUGCGGAGAAGGAGCCUUCAUGCUGGAUUUGUCAGCAAGACAUAGACAUCCUGGCUGCAAUGUUCAUGGCGAGAGACAAAAAAUUUUUAAAAAAAGGAAUAGCAAAUAUAUUAUAUAUAUAUAUACAUACAUACAUAUAUAUAUAUAUAUAUAAAAACAGGAAACAAAAUGCAUCCUUGCACUGCUGCUAUAUGCUGGAAACGAAUAGCAAACACCACCACCACCAAACAAAGCCAACCCUCUGCAGAUAAAUUGAAGAAUUUACUGGAUUGGUGAAGAAAUAAGAUUUAAAAAAUCAUAAUAACAACAAUAAUAUAGUUAACAAUACAAUAAGCCACCAUCUUGCAUGUUACAUGAAAGGAUACACAAUCAUGAGUUCAUUUGUUGCACACUGAAUGGAAAGGAAAACUGCUUUGCAACAAAGCAAGAAAUAAGCAAAUGGAAAUAAAAAACCACAAGCAGAAGCAAAACCAUUCCCCACCUCUGGAAAGAAGAGAGAAAAACCUUGCAUUUAUUACCUUAGAGUUAUUUUCCGAUUCGCAAGUGUCGUUUCGCCCUUCUCCUCAUUCCAUGCUGGUUCUUUUGCAUCUUUUGGGGUUCUGUUAACUCUUCCCCUCCCGUUCCUUCCCUUCUUCUCUGUGCACUUGUCCAACCUCUUGUUCUCUGAAGGUAUUUAAGAAUGGAUUUCAUUCCAGGCAAAAAAAUAUGU
Tauraco erythrolophus (red-crested turaco) is the source of this 1255-nucleotide messenger RNA. Lineage: Eukaryota; Metazoa; Chordata; Aves; Musophagiformes; Musophagidae. The record is from RefSeq and is a predicted model, not a curated record.